Messenger RNA from Theobroma cacao (cacao), 3366 nucleotides. Its product is annotated as Pentatricopeptide repeat (PPR) superfamily protein. Gene Ontology annotation, molecular function: protein binding; mRNA binding. Lineage: Eukaryota; Viridiplantae; Streptophyta; Magnoliopsida; Malvales; Malvaceae. The record is from RefSeq and is a predicted model, not a curated record.
CAAGCUAGUAGAGCGUAGCAUACCUCUCUGUCUCACCCUUUCCCUCCCCGCGGCGCCGUUACCCCAUCUCUACCAAUCCAAGUAGUUCUCUGCCGUUGUCCUUUUUCUGUGUCUUCCUUCCCUUUCUCUCUUUCGUGGACGAAUUGUUCUCUCAAUUUUGUUCACUUGUCGACUUUUGAAUACGUUUUCCAACACAAAUAACAACUCAAUUCUUUAUCCUAUUCAUUUUUUCGGUUCAAAAAAGCCUGUCAAAUACAUCCAAGUCGCUUGUAUCCACUAAAUUUCCAUCCUUUGCAAUCAAGAGCGAGAUACCCUUUUUUCUUUUUCAUCUCCAAGGUUUAGCAACUGCAUCAAUGCCUAAAACCCUUUCUGUGUCAGAAGCUUCAAGCUUCACUGUCUCACAUUUGGCAUUUGAAAGUACCAUUCUUUCCUGCUAAUGUUGUUGGAAAAUCCCAUAGCUCUCUCUCCUUUUUUUUUUUCUUUUAAUUUUAUCACGAGUCACCUACUUCAGCACUUUUACCUAUCCUUUUGCACGCUUAUAAAUAUGCUAUGGAGAUACAACAGGGGCUUCCUGCAUUCAAAACCAAGAACCCAGAUCCUCAAAGUAUUGCCUUUCGUGUUAGUUCGCCAUUUCUCGUCACCAGAGGUAUGUUCAACUGACAAAAGUCAAAGUUUUUCUUGGGAAAAAAGGAGACUUACUAUCACUCCUCAGAUUGUUCACUCUACUUUAGUGAACUGCCCUUCUAAUUUGAUUGCUUUGGGCUUUUUCUUAUGGUGUGCUAAGCAACCCAAUUAUUUUCAUGAUGCUGAAGCAUUUGAUUGUAUGGUUAAUGUUCUCACUCAGUUAACCAAAAAGUAUGUAACUGUAAGAAGCAUUGUUGGGGAAUUGGAAACUGUUGGCUGUGUGAUAAAGCCACAAACUUUCUUGCUUUUGUUGAGGAUUUAUUGGCGUGGUGGAUUAUAUGGAAUGGUUUUUGAGACUUUUGAGGAAAUGGCUACUUUUGGUUUUACUCCAAAUACAUUUGCACGUAAUGUAAUCAUGGAUGUUUUGUUUAAAAUCGGGCAUGUUGAUGUAGCUAUCAAGGUUUUGAAAGAAACCGGAUUCCCAAAUUUCUUGACUUUUAAUACUGCUUUAUGUAAUUUGUGCAAGUUGAGAGAUUUGUCUAAUAUGAAGUAUGUUAUCAGAAGAAUGUUCCGGGAGGGGCAUUAUCCUAAUGUUAGGACAUUGGAGAUGAUUUUGAAUUGUUUCUGUAAAAUGGGUAGGCUAGCAGAGGCAUAUCAAGUGUUGAGUUUGAUGCUUAUUUUGGGAGUUUCUGUAUCGGUAAAUGCUUGGAGUUUAUUGAUAGAUGGGUUUUGUCGAUUGCGUCAGCCUGAUAUGGCUAAUGAUUUGUUUAUAAAGAUGCUUGGAACUGGUUGCUCUCCUAAUGUUGUGAUUUACACCACUUUGAUUAAGGGAUUCUUGGAUUCCCAAAUGGUUAGUACUGCUUUUAGCAUUCUAAAUAGAAUGGAAUCUGAUGGAUAUGUUCCUGACUUGAUUCUCUGUAAUGUGUUAAUAGAUUGUUUGUCUAAGAUUGGGAGGUAUGAUGAUGCAUUUGAUGUUUUUGUAAGUUUGCCAGAAAGAAAAUUGUUACCUGAUUCUUAUACAUUUUGCUCUUUGUUAUCCAACAUAUGUUUGUCUAGGAGGUUUUCUCUUUUACCUAAGAUAGCAAGUGGACUUGCAAUAGAAGGGGACCUAGUAGUUUGUAACUCACUAUUGAACUACUUUUGCAAGGCUGGCUAUCCAUUGCAUGCUGUGGAGUUAUAUGAUUACAUGCUUGAUAGAGGUUUUACACCUGAUAAGUAUAGCUUUGUUGGAUUACUUAGCGGACUGUGUGGAGCAAGAAGAAUUGAUGAAGCGGUUAAUGUGUAUCAAAGCAUAAUAAUGUAUUGCCCUGGUCUUGAUGCUCAUGUCCAUACUAUUAUCAUAGAUAGGCUCAUAAGAGUUGGUAAAUAUCACAGAGCCAUUAAAUUGUUUAGGAGGGUGCUUGUAGAGAAAUACCCUUUAGAUGUUGUAUCAUACAAUGUUGCCAUCUUUGGACUUCUCAAGAGUGGAAGGGUAGGAGAAGCUUUUACUUUGUACAGCCAGAUGAAGGAACUUGGUGUUCUGCCAAAUGCACACACAUAUAAUUUGGUUAUCUCUGGGUUCUGCAAGGAGAGAGAUCUCAAAAUGGUCAAACAGUUGUUGCAAGAAAUCAGUGAGGCAGAGGUUGAGCUGGACCAUAAUACAGUGAACAGUGUAACUAAAUUGCUGUUCAGAUCAUAUCCAUAUCCUUCAGCCCUCAAUCAGUUUAUUGAAAUGUGGAAUUCAGGUUUGAUUCCUGAUGAGGCAAUGUAUGCUCAAUUCUCCAAGGGGCCUGCAUAUGGUGUAAACGUAGGUGAUGCUCAUCACUCGUUCUUGAAAACUUAUUUGAGGGAUAAACUAUUGGUGGACUCAUCUGGCUCUGAUGACAUUCCUGAUGUGGCUGCUUCUGUGGGCUGAGCUAUUUUUUAUGAAUAAGUUUUUUCAUAGCUCAGUGGGCGAUGCUGCUUCCAUUUUUCUUAGCUCUUCAUACCAUCAGAUAUUUAGUCCUUAAAGAGGUGAAGUAGGGGAUUUCAUGAAGAUUUUCUUCAAGGGAAGUGCCCGAUGAAAUUUCAAUAAUUCCACAGCCUAAGAUCUGAGCCGUGACUUGAGAGUCUCUCCUUGCAACCACAUGCACUGAGAUUCUUGUGAUUCCAAAGUUUCAAGUUACAAGCAGCAGCUGUUUGCGCGGGCUUUCAUCCAUUGAAAGAUGAAGAUCGUAUCAUAGUGUUUCAUAGCAUCAUUGACGAAGAAAGAAAACAGCAAGAUACCAAAAUCUCUGCAAGUGAUACCCAUAAAAGGCUAGAGUAGUGGCAACCAUUUGGCAGGAACAAUUGUUCUUUUCUAACCAAGGAUCUCAUUUUCCAGCAUCACCAAGAUUGGAAGAAUGUACAAUAAGAGAGGGACAUCUAGAAAGAUCAAAAAAUGGAAAGGGGCUCUUCAAAUUCUGUUAAAAUAGUUGCCACCUUUCCCCUGUUUUGUCUGCUUCAAGUGUUUCUCAUUCAUGUAAUUAUGAUGCUAGUCUGUGUUGUUGGUGUGGACUUUAUGCUGCCUGUGUCCCUAAUUUCUCAGUUGAUAGCCCGUGCAGCUUACCCCAUGGCUACUUUUGCAGUUUCUUCAUUGAUAAUGUACUAAAAACGAUAAUGUAGAAGUAGUAUCCAUACCUCUGUUAUGUUGACAAGAUCAAUACUAGUUGGCUCUAUCUUCUCGUGUUUGUUGGGAAUUUGAUCGUUGGUCGUUUUGCAAUGAAAGAUACUGUUUCCAACCAA